Messenger RNA from Fonsecaea multimorphosa CBS 102226, 1041 nucleotides. RefSeq lists its product as uncharacterized. The transcript has 2 exons. Lineage: Eukaryota; Fungi; Ascomycota; Eurotiomycetes; Chaetothyriales; Herpotrichiellaceae. The coding region runs from base 1 to 1041 and encodes 346 amino acids. The record is from RefSeq and is a predicted model, not a curated record. Gene Ontology annotation, molecular function: oxidoreductase activity; zinc ion binding.
AUGAAAGCCGUGCGCGUGGUCGGGUACCACCAACCGCUCGAGCUGAGCUCGGACGUGCCAGAGCCACAAAUCACGUCGCCGCUGGACGUGAUUGUGAAGAUCGGGGCCGCGGGGGUGUGUCGCACGGACAUCCACAUCCUCGAGGGCCAAUGGGAGGCCAAGUCCGGGGUCAAGUUGCCGUACACUAUCGGGCACGAGAACGCGGGCUGGGUGCACAGCCUUGGGGAGGCCGUGACGGGGCUGGAGGUCGGCGACAAGGUCAUCCUGCACCCGCUGGCGACGUGCGGGCUGUGCCGGGCGUGCCGCUCGGGCGACGACGUGCACUGCGACGCCUCGAAAUUCCCGGGCAUCGACACCGACGGCGGCUACGCCGAGCUCCUCAAGACCACGGCCCGCAGCGUCAUCAAGCUGGACCCAAAACUCGAGCCGGCCGACGUGGCCGCCCUCGCGGACGCCGGGCUCACCGCGUACCACGCCUGCGCGAAGGCCGCGCGGGCGCUCAGGCCCGGCAACGUCGUCGUCCUCAUCGGCGCGGGCGGCCUGGGCCACAUUGGGAUUCAGGUCAUGAAGGCCAUUAGCGCCGCCACGAUGGUGGUGGUCGACAGAAACGCGGACGCGUUGGCGCUGGCGAAAAAAUUGGGUGCCGACCAUGUCGUGCAGGCGGGGGAUAAGGGCGACGACGGUCUCGUCAAAGAGGUGCUCUCGCUGACGGGUGGGAAAGGCGCAGAAGCAGUCAUCGACUUCGUCGCCGAGGGUGGUUCAACCGCAACUGGUGUUCGCAUGCUCCGUCGAGCAGGGAACUACUACAUUGUCGGAUACGGAGAGAACAUCAACGUCCCCACCAUCGACAUCAUAUCGACCGAGAUCAACUUCAUCGGCAACUUGGUCGGGUCGUACUGUGACCUGGCCGAGCUGAUGGUGUUGGCUGCGCAGGGGAAAGUGGUCCUGCACACGUCCAUCUACAAGCUGGAGGACUUCCAGAAGGCCAUUGACGAUCUGUCCGCGGGCAAGGUGAGGGGACGAGCUAUUCUUGUGCCCUGA